AUGGAGGUGACACCGGGGACACUGGCGGUGGCACUGGGGACGCUGCUGCUGCUGCUGGGGGGCCCCGCCCAGCCCCUCCCUGUCCCCGAGCCUUGGGGACAGGCGGUGACGUCACUGCUGCAGUCGCUGCUGCCCGCGGGGACAGCGCGGGGACAGGAGGGGACACGGCCGCAGGGCUUGGGGACAUGGCUGCAGGGCCUGGGGACGUGGCUGCAGCGACACCCGCCGCGUCCCCAGGGGCCGCGGGGACCUUGGGGACAUCCCCGAGCCCCGGCGCGUCCCCAGGGAGCGGGGACGUGUCCCCAGGAGGAGGGGACAGCAGCGGGGACACGGCCCCAGGGACAGGGGACAGCGGGGACAGGUCCCCAAGGGCCACCUCUGCCUGUCCCGGGGCAGGGGACAGCGGGGACAGGUCCCCAAGGGCCACCUCUGCCUGUCCUCGGGCAGGGGACAGGUCACCAAGGAGCGGGGACAGCGGGGACAUGGCCCCAGGGGCACGGGACACGUCCCCAAGUGCCACCCUGCCUGUCCUGGGACAGGGGACAGGUCCCCAAGGAGGGGGGACACGUCCCCAAGGGCCACCUCUGCUUGUCCCGGGACAGGGGACAGCGGGGACAUGGCCCCAGGGACACGGGACACGUCCCCAAGUGCCACCUCUGCACCUCCUGGGACAGGGGACACGUCCCCAAGGAGCAGGGACAGGUCCCCAAGUGCCACCCGUGCCUGCCCCCGGUCCCCAAGCGCCACCCGUGGCUGUCCCGGGGCUGGGGACAGGUCCCCGGGAGGAGGGGACAGGUCCCCGAGGGGAGGGGACAAUCCCCCAGUGGCCGCUGCCACCCGCCCCGGCACAGGGGACAGGUCCCCGAGGGGAGGGGACCCGGCAGGGGUGGCCGAGGGUGGCACCGCUCGGCGACAUCGGGAGCCGCGCCACGUCCGGGGACAGCGAGGACAGCGCCAGCCGCGGUUGGGGACACUCGGAGGAGCUGCGGCGGCCGCUGUAGCGCCGGGGAUGUCGCCGUGUCACCGUCCCCGUGUCACCGUGGCCGUGUCACCGUGGCCGCGUCACUGUCCCCGCGCCCGCCUGGUGCCACCAGGAUCCUGUCACCUGUCCCCGCCUUGCCACCGUGUCCCAAUCCCGAUGUCCCCGCCCUGUCCCCGCCUUGUCCCCGCCUCGCUGUCCCCUCCCUGUCCCCAGGUCCCCAUCCCGGUGUCCCCUCCCUGUCCCCGUGUCCCCUCGCUGUCCCCUCCCUGUCCGCACCGUGUCCCCUCCUUGUCCCCUCGCUGUCCCCAUGUCCCCAAUAAAGGUGAAGCAGCAGCGGCCCCGCCCUCCUCCCUUGGGGACAGGGGGGUGGUGGCCCUUGGUGGCCCUUGGUGGCCCUUGGUGGCACUUGGUGGCCCUUGGUGGCACUUGGUGGCACUUGGUGACAUUUGGUGGCACUUGGUGGCUUUAACUGGGGACAUCGCGGGGGGGACAGGGCGGAGGUGGCACUUCCUGGGGACAUUCCCAGCACGGGGACAGUUGGUGGCACUUCCUGGGGACACCCCCGGGCUCGGUGACGUCAUGGCCAGCGCCGUUGACAUGGUGACGGGGAGCACACAAAAAAAUUGUCCCAAAAUCGCUCAAAAGUGCCGGAAAACUGCCCAAAAUCGGCCAAGAAUGGCCCAAAAUCUCCCCAAAAUCGCCCCCAAAACCACCCGAAAAUCGCCCCCAAACCACCCCAAAAUUGCCCUAAAAUCGGUCCUGGGAUCACCCCAAAACCACCCAAAAAUGGCCCAAAAUCGCCCUAAAAAUCGCCCCAAAACCACACCAAAAUCGCCCCAAAAUUGCCCUAAAAUCUCCCCUAAAUUGCCCCAAAACUGCCCGAAAAUCGCCCCAAAACCGCCCCAAAAUCUCUCCUAAAUCGCCCCAAAAUCUCCCCAAAACUGCCUCAAAAUCGUCCCUAAAUCUCUUCUAAAUGUCCCUAAAAUUUACCCCAAAAUCGCCCCAAAAAUCGCCCCAAAAAUUGCCCCAAAUCCCUUAAGAUUCUCCCCAAAAUCUCCCCGCAUUUGCA
This is a messenger RNA of Passer domesticus (house sparrow), 2051 nucleotides long. RefSeq names its product basic salivary proline-rich protein 1-like. The record is from RefSeq and is a predicted model, not a curated record. The transcript is spliced from 3 exons. Lineage: Eukaryota; Metazoa; Chordata; Aves; Passeriformes; Passeridae. Bases 1 to 1302 code for a protein of 433 amino acids.